AUGAGCGAGACGAGAGAGAUGAGCGAGACGAGAGAGAUGAGCGAGACGAGAGAGAUGAGCGAGACGAGAGAGAUGAGCGAGACGAGAGGGAUGAGCGAGACGAGAGGGAUGAGCAAAAUGAGGGAGAUGAGAGAUGAGCGAGACGAGAGAGAUGAGCGAGACGAGAGGGAUGAGCGAGACGAGAGAGAUGAGCGAGACGAGAGAGAUGAGCGAGACGAGAGAGAUGAGCGAAACGAGAGAGAUGAGCGAGACGAGAGAGAUGAGCGAGACGAGAGAGAUGAGCGAGACGAGAGAGAUGAGCGAGAUGAGGGAGACGAGAGAUGA
Knipowitschia caucasica is the source of this 324-nucleotide messenger RNA. The record is from the annotation of a GenBank genome assembly. Lineage: Eukaryota; Metazoa; Chordata; Actinopteri; Gobiiformes; Gobiidae.